Zea mays is the source of this 2433-nucleotide messenger RNA. Its product is annotated as putative leucine-rich repeat protein kinase family protein. Gene Ontology annotation, biological process: protein phosphorylation. NCBI's taxonomy places the organism in Eukaryota, Viridiplantae, Streptophyta, Magnoliopsida, Poales, Poaceae. Gene Ontology annotation, molecular function: protein kinase activity; protein binding; ATP binding. The record is from RefSeq and is marked provisional.
CGUCGUCAAGUGCUGGCGCCGGCGGGCUGGCUCCCUGGCACCGGCGCCGCCGCCCCGGACAUGGCCGGAGCGCCGUCGUCGCUAGCGCGCCUCCUCCUCCUCCUCCUGCUAGCUGCCGGAUGCCUCCUCCCGCUGGUCGCUGACGCCGCGCGGCUCACGCUGUCCCUCGCGCCCGCCGCCGACGCGCUCCUCAGGCUCAAGGCCGGCAUUAAGGACGACGGCGGCGCGCUCGGCAGCUGGUCCCCCGACACGAGCCCCUGCGCCGACGGCGGGCCCAGCUGGAAGGGCGUCCUGUGCAACAAGGACGGCGUGCACGGCCUGCAGCUCGAGGGGAUGGGCCUCUCCGGCACGCUCGACCUGCGCGCCCUCACCAGCCUGCCCGGCCCCGGCCUCCGCACGCUGAGCUUCAUGAACAACGAGUUCGCCGGCCCGUUGCCCAACGUCAAAGAGCUCAGCGGCCUCCGCGCUGUCUUUCUGUCCGAGAACAAGUUCUCCGGUGUCAUCCCCGCCGACGCGUUCGCCGGGAUGGGCUCGCUCAAGAAGGUGGUCCUGUCCAAUAACGACUUCACUGGCCCCAUCCCGGCGUCGCUCGCCGACGCGCCCAGGCUCCUGGAGCUGCGCCUCAACGACAACAAGUUUCAGGGCAAGAUCCCGGACCUGAAACAGGAGGAGUUGACGGAAGUCAACCUCGCAAACAAUGAGCUCGAGGGGGAGAUCCCGGCGAGCCUCAAAUCCAUGACAUCGGACAUGUUUGCCGGCAACAAGAAGCUUUGCGGCCCGCCGCUCGGUGCCAAAUGCGAGGCCCCCCCGACGCCGUCACCAAAGGCGCAUCCGCAGGCCUCCGUCAAAGAAGGCACCACGCCGUCACAAGCAGCAGCAGACACCGUGGCAUCCACGGGCGCGUCGUCAGCAGACGACCCGAAGCAAGACGAAGGCCAGGAGCCCGUCGAGGGCUCCAUUUCGUUCGGCGUCUCCGCCGCGUUGCUUGGCACGCUUUUGAUCGCCGGCGUGGCGUUCAUCGCGCUGCGGAGGCGGAGGGGGUACAAAACCAAGAACUUCGGCCCGACCGCGUCGUCGUCUCGCCCCUCGGGGCCGCCAAGGGUCGAGCCGCACCCGCCGGCGGCAAAGGCGCCCGCCGCCGCCGGGGGCGUGGCGCACGGCGGCGGCGCGGCGCGGAAGGCGGAGCAGGGGCGACUGACGUUCGUGCGCGACGACCGCGGCCGGUUCUUCGAGCUGCAGGACCUGCUCAAGGCGACGGCGGAGGUGCUUGGCGCCGCCAACCUCGGCGUGUGCUACCGCGCCACGCUCACGACGGGCCAGUCCGUCGUCGUGAAGCGGUUCAAGGAGAUGAACCGGGUGGGCAGGGAGGACUUCGAGGAGCACAUGCGGCGGCUGGGCCGUCUCAGCCACCCCAACCUCCUCCCGCUCGUCGCCUACUACUACCGCAAGGAGGAGAAGCUGCUCAUCCACGACUACGUCCCCAACCGGAGCUUGGCGAACCUCCUCCAUGGCGGCGGCGAGAGCGGCGGGAUGAAGAAGGCGGCGGUGCACUGGGCAGCGCGGCUGAAGAUCGUGAAGGGCGUGGCGCGGGCGCUCAGCUACCUGUACGACGAGCUGUGCAUGCUCACGGUGCCGCACGGCCACCUCAAGUCGUCCAACAUCCUGCUCGACGCCCACCACGGGCCGCUGCUGACGGACUACGCGCUGGUGCCGGUGAUGAACCAGUCGCACGCCGCGCAGCUCAUGGUGGCCUUCAAGUCCCCGGAGCGGAAGCAGUUCGGCCGCUCGUCCAAGAAGAGCGACGUCUGGUGCCUCGGCCUGCUCAUCCUCGAGAUACUCACUGGAAGGCCGCCGACCUACGACCCGCCCAAGGCGGCGGCGCCCUCAGGCGAGCUGUCGUCGUCCCAGCAGAAGCCGGGGCCGGCGGCGGGCAACACCGACCUGGUGACCGUCGUGGGGUCGACGCCGGAGGGCGAGUGGCUGAACACCGUGGUGGACCGGGACCUGCGGGGCGAGGAGGAGGAGGACAAGGAGGAGAUGGUGAAGCUGAUCAGGGUCGGCAUGGCGUGCUGCGAGAGCAACGUGGACAACCGGUGGGAGCUCAAGACCGCCAUCGAGAGGAUCGAGGAGCUCAAGGCGAAGGAGCGCCCCGACGAGGAGCAAGCGACGGUGAUCGACGAGGACUACAGCGAUGUUGCCCUCAACUGAUCAUCGACACGAACCGGCCGGGAAUCGAUCGAUAGGGAGGGUUGUGCGCAAGCUGAUGAUAUGAGCCCAAAAUGUGAUGACCUGCAUGCAUGCCGAGACCCUAAACAUGGACUAGUACUGUGUAUUCUUAUAUACCUUUGCUGGUUGUUAAUUGCCGGUGGUAGGUUUUUGGAGAGAAAAGAAGCUACUUAUAUAUAAUCACACAGAUCUUAGUUUGCUUUUCUC